This is a messenger RNA of Pelobates cultripes (western spadefoot toad), 11101 nucleotides long. Lineage: Eukaryota; Metazoa; Chordata; Amphibia; Anura; Pelobatidae. The record is from the annotation of a GenBank genome assembly.
CCGCCUCCCCCGGAGAUCCAGUGUCUUUAUAAAGAGCAGCCUUGGUGUCACUCGUCCUAUUUUGGCUGACAGUGCGGACAGGGAGCUGUCUGCCUUGGGAACAACUCUGAGAGACCUCUCUAGGGGAUAGUUGCUUCUCCACUUCCAAGAUGGGUGACCAGGCUAUGAGCUUCCUCAAGGACUUUCUAGCUGGGGGCAUUGCUGCAGCUAUUUCCAAAACUGCUGUGGCUCCCAUUGAAAGAGUUAAAUUGCUCCUGCAGGUAAGAUCGGCAUGAUUUUAUUUCCUUAUAAAAUAAUGUUUUUAUAUAUAUAUAUAUAUAUAUAUAUAUAUAUAUAUAUAUAUAUAUAUAUAUAUAUAUAUAUAUAUAUAUAUAUAUAUAUAUAUAUAUAUAAAUGAAAAUAUGUGUUUAUGGCUGAGUAUUACCCACUGUAUGCUGCUAUAAUUGUGUUUGAAAUUUUUGGUUAUCAGACAGACAGUGUUGCCAAACCCAUCACGUGUUUGACUUAAUUUGAAAUGAGCCUGAUUAUUAUUAGUUAUGUCUACAAAAAUGAUGUUCCUAAAGCUAAUUGGUGUAAUUUAUCCCACUGGACUAUAGGGAAAUGUAAUGGAUUCUACUGGAAAUAAAUUCAGGAAGCACUUGUAUCUAAUCUCAGAACUGUCAGAGUCUCUUUAAGGGAUUGUCUGUAGACUAUAAAUCUUAUUACCCCCAGUAGCUGGAGUGAUAGUAGAUGUCUGUCCCUGCCACAUGAUCCAUAUGCCCCACUACAUAGCCCCCUCCCUUCCACACACACUUGUUCAUACACAACCCCUCUUUUCACCUUCUAACAGCUACUGCAGGGUUACAUACUCUGCCCCUUGAGCCAAAAUAGGAAGGGUAGUAAUCUGAGCCUCUCUGUAUUGCAGCUUUGAGUGACUAAAUAUGGAAGGUGCUUUCUGCUCUCCCAUGGGAAGGACCUGGAGUUCCUUCCAUUAACUGUUUUUAGAACAGAGCCAUCACAAGGUCUGACAGGAAUGGCACAGAGCACAUGCCAAGUGAUUGACACAGACAAGGCCUUCUAGCACACAGUAACACUACAAUACCUGCAAAAAAAGCAUUUAAAAAAAUAGUUUGAUGAAAAUAAAUAUUCUACUGGCACCUUAGUAUAGCAGUGUAACAUUUAAAUUCUGAAAAAAUAUUACAUUGGAUAUUAAAGGACUGUCAUUCAUAACAUUAUUUGCAGGGUUGUAUACUAAAGUGACUUUUGUCAAGAAUUCAAAGUAAAUCAAAAAUGAAUUUCAAAUUUAAGAUCAAAGUAGCUGAAUUGGAAGUAUAGCUGACGUGAAGAUUUUUUUUUCAGAACAGCUAUAUUGACCUUAAAUUUGAAAUUUAUUUGAAUUUACUUUCUACUUCCUGAAAUUAUCACUUUAGAGAGUAACCCUGAAAAUCAAAUAUUAAUCAACAAAUAAUUUAAUCUUUACCUUGAGCUAGCUAAAUGUGUAUCAAACAAAAAUAUAUAAGCAGAAAUAAAAUAAAAUACCUUACAUUCAAUUACAGAAAGUCUCCCCAGUACUCAUACUUUCGAAUGGCUACAAAACUCUUUGAUUUCAGUAUACAUCAGAGAGAAUGCUGGAUGAGGUGCAGACAUGACUAGAACCUCCCAGCAUCCUCCUGUUCCUCUCAGUUCUGGAACCUGGCUUCAGCUAAAUGGUUUUUAAGUGCACGUGAAAAUCUAUACAUUUGAUAAUGUGUAGAUGAAAUUACUGCAGAUAAUAGGGAUAAACCAAGCUCUAUAUAAAUCUCGACUCCAUGCUUUUUGGACGGGUUAUUAUGUUACAAGUCUAUUGUCCAGGUCUUGAUGCACAUAAGAGAUUAUGUAUGAAGAGUUAAUGGCAAAGUUCUAAAUGUGGGGAAGUUACCAUGGAAAGCAUUGGAAUAAUCCUGCUAAUUGCUCCAUUUUUAGAAAUGAACCUCAGUAUGUAUUGUAACUAUAGGGAUUUGCAAAUAUUCCUGCAGACAAUAUAGGCCUUCGGCACUACAGAUGAUGUGAACUACACCUCCCAUGAUGCUUUGCCAGUCAGACAGAGAUAUUUACGGCGUGCAUUAUCUGGGUGGACACACACUAUAAGUAUUCUUUAGCGCUUUCUCGAUCCAGGGUUGCAUGUUCACUUCUAUGCUAGUACCUGUUCACUGUUUGUAAGAGAAUAGGCAAAAAUCCAAUGUAUUAAAGGACCACUAUAGGCACCCAGACCACUUCAGCUUAAUGAAGUGGUCUGGGUGCCAGGUCCAGCUAGUAUUAACCCUUUCUUCUAUAAACAUAGCAGUUUCAGAGAAACUGCUAUGUUUAUAAUAGGGUUAAUCCAGCCUCUAGUGGCUGUCUCAUUGACAGCUGCUAGAGGCGCUUCCGCGCCUCUCACUGUGAUUUUCACAGUGAGAAGACGCCAGCGUCCAUAGGAAAGCAUUGAGAAUGCUUUCCUAUGGACUGGCUGAAUGCGUGCGCGGCUCCUGACGCCCGGCGGUAGGGGGGCCCUGAGGGUGAGGGCACCCUCAAGGCACUAUAGUGCCAGGAAAACGAGUAUGUUUUCCUGGCACUAUAGUGGUCCUUUAACCAGUUGCUACUGAAAUCCCAUGACAGUAGCCCAUUCAUGAAGGCGUUCAUGGAAAUAUUGGCAUUAGCCUGGGCAGACGUUUCAUUCAUGUUUUCUGAUGAAUGGAACUGCUACUGAGUGCUGAAGUAUAACUAUAUGUCUCAUAAUCUAAUGCUGAUCUUCCUCCCAUUGAAAAUUAUCAAAUUACUAGGAUUGGCUGACAAGUGUGAAAUACUUUGCAGUCUGAAAAGCGCUCACUAGAGGAUGCUGCAAAUCCACAGAAUCCUACAGUUCCCUCUAGCGGUAGUGUUACCUAGAGCACCUUGUCUUCUUGCUAAGUGUGAGGACUUUCACGGAGACAAACUCUGGUACACAGCCACUAGAGGCAGUCUUAAACCUGCAAAAUAAACAUUGCAGUUUCUCUAAAUUGCAGAGCUAAGGGAACAGGAACACUGCACCCAGAACAUUUAAAUGUGAUGAAGUGUUCUGGGUGCCUAUGGGGUCCCUUCAAUAUGAAACAGUUUAAGAAUAGUUUGCUAUAAACUAACGGCCGACCUGGUGUCUAAGGCCCCUCUCUCUACCACAUUGAUCAUGCAGAAUUAUUACUUUUUUUUGUACAACCUAGAAGACAAUGAUUGGCCGAGAGUGCUGGGUGGGUUAUCCUAGCAUUCUCAAUCAGUGUCAUCCAGUUUGGAAUCUCCAGUGCCCCUUUAAAAAACUUUGUUCACUGUGUUACUUUCAGAUGACAGACAUUCAGAAGGUGCCAACAUUAAUUUUUGGCUCUGAAAUGUACUUGUUGUCUUCAGGCCCGAGGUCCAUAAUAUGAGCAUGAGGAACAAAAUUGUAGCAGACGGAAAGUGAUAUCUCCUAAUCAUUCUUAAGGAUAUGCAUUCUUUGCAGAUUGGGAAAAACUUUCACUUGGACAGUUUAUUGAGACUUAUCUCUGGAGACAAUUCACAGCAUAUGACAUAUACAAUAUUAAAGUAAAACAUCAAUGAUCAUAACUAGGUGAGCUUAUAGCAUGAAUUUAAAAUAAGUAUGGAGGUGUCUUUCCCCUCCUCCUGUCGAUUAUAGUUAUAUAAAUACAUAGCAAUCUAAGUUAAAAAAUAAAAAGACUAAAGUUCAGCCUUGCAGUGAAAGCCUUCCCCAUACUGUGUGCAGUCAUGCUUCUACCUGGCUAUGGAAUAUUAAGUAUUUAGUUAUUAUUAUUAUUAUUAUUAUUAUUAUCAUUUAUAUAGCGCCAACAGAUUCCGUAGCGCUUUACAAUAUUUUGAGAGGGGGGAUGUAACAAUAAAUAGGACAAUUACAAGAAAACUUACAGGAACAAUAGGUUGAAGAGGACCCUGCUCAAACGAGCUUACAGACUAGUUAACGUAAGCUUUCUUCUCAUACCAUGCAAGAACAUCAUAAUGUGCAUAGGCUGGUUUAUUGCUUGUGUAAUUGAGGACACUUGGACACCGAGAUGGCAGGCGGUGGCCUGUUUAAAUCAGGCUAUUUUAGCAAGACAUUGAAAAUGAAUAGAGGAUGUAACUACCAAGAGCUGUAAAUGGUGGUAUACUCUUGGCUAUCUCCAUUUGAAGAUACUUUUCAGUGGCCCAGGAUUUCAUACCAGCUUGCACCCUCGUGCACACGGAAAGUAAAAAGUCUGGUGCAUACUAAGAUGGCUGCCUACAGGUUAGUAUCUGCACACAGAAACGUGUAAUGAAAAACAGGAAAUUGUAUCGUAACCCAAAGCACAAUCAGAUUUUGCUCAUAACUUACUUAAUGUUUUUCAUGGAUGUAAAUACUCAGCAGCCCAUGGCAUAAAAAAUUGUAAUUGCUGAUGAAGGCAAAAGUUUGUAGUUGUGACUUGAAAAUGUAAACAUUUCUGGUUUCGAAUUACAUUGAAGCUACUAUGAGUUACCAUAAACAAUAAACAGUAGACAGUGUUAUCAUCAUUACAAUUUUAUAGACCGUAGAAAGACAAAUGAGGAAUUAACAGACAUUAUGUGCCAUCCUCCUGCGCGGUGAUUGGGUGGGUUUAGUUCCGAUCAUUUAGAAUAGAUCUUGCAGAAACAUUUUCACUGCUUAUUAGUUUUACAAUUGACUAAGCAGCUUCAUUUAUUUUCUAAGUCUGCCUAACUUUAGCCCACUCUAACUUACAUGGGAGUAUUGCUCCAGAAUCUCUUCACAUCUCUGCAUAUAAAUUAAAGUCAUUAAACAAUGCCAAUUAUGUUUAAGGAAUGGGGUAUGUUUUUCUAAGUUGAUCAGUUUAUCUUUCUAAAAUCUGGAUACAGUAACAUCAUAUAAAAUGCGUGUACAACUGUGCUGUUCUGUUACAAUUUAUUGGUCAUGGUGUGGAUUUCAUUGUAACUAUAAUAUGUAAACUUGUUGUAGACAGUCAGGCCUUUUAAUUAACCAGUUUAUUUUCCCUAAUGUCAGGUCCAACAUGCCAGCAAACAGAUAACCGCAGAGAUGCAAUACAAGGGAAUCAUGGACUGUGUGGUCAGAAUUCCCAAGGAGCAAGGCUUUAUUUCCUUCUGGAGAGGCAAUCUAGCCAACGUCAUCCGUUACUUCCCAACACAAGCGCUCAACUUUGCAUUCAAGGACAAGUACAAGCAGAUCUUUCUGGGUGGGGUAGAUAGGCAUAAGCAGUUCUGGAGGUUUUUCCUUGGUAACCUGGCAUCUGGUGGAGCUGCUGGUGCUACUUCACUCUGCUUUGUGUACCCUCUGGACUUUGCUAGAACCCGUCUUGCAGCUGACGUGGGUAAAGGUACAGCCGAAAGAGAAUUUUCUGGCCUUGGAAACUGCUUAACCAAGAUCUGGAAGUCGGAUGGUGCUAAAGGUCUAUACCAGGGGUUCAACGUGUCUGUCCAGGGCAUUAUCAUUUAUAGAGCAGCCUAUUUUGGUGUCUAUGAUACUGCUAAGGGUAAGUAUCACUGUGUAGAGAAGGUUACAAAUGUACAAAGAAAUAAAAUGCAUACAAAGAAAUAUUGGCACUGCUUGUAGUUGUAGACUAUAUUUCUAAGGAAGCCCAGCCAUUCUUUAGAAUUGUUUCUAGUUAUUGUUUAGGUGUUUGAUAAAACAUGGCGGUGACAUAGCUCCGAUACUCCAACUAACUACCUCCGUCAUGUCGGCUUCCUAGCUGCUACAAGUGACUCUGGAGCACUUCAGACUAAGUUGCCAAAGCUUGACUGGGGUCUAUGAGGAACUUUUCCAACUUACCAGGCUGCAGUGAUGAUAGAUCAGGAGACCUUCUCUCGUAUAAAGCAGAGACUAUAGCUUUCCCCGCAACACUUUAGACAAGUCUGAAAACAGGGGAUAGAAUGACCUUUAUUGCACAGCACACAUCAAUUUACACAUGGUGGUAUAUACUCUCUCUUCAGGUGGACCUUCAUACAAUUCAAUGUAGAGUACAGGUGUCCCUUCUCAGCGCCACUCUGUCUGGAGACUUAAUUACAUUAUAUCCAGAAAACACAAGAGACUUCCUGCUGUGCCCUCAUAGUUCUAGAGGAAAUGACAGAACCCACUUUUCCUUUACCAUACCACCACAAAUAAAUACAGUAUAUAUCCCUGGAAAGCUCACCACUGAGAAACCACGCCCGAGUUACAGUGUGUUAGUUACGUGUAAGUUUUACUGGGUUUCAACUAAUCUACAAUUCAAUGAGGAGAUCCAGGCAUGAGGCAGCGUGGUACCGGUUUUCAAAAAGGGUUCCAAUACCCUUGUGGGGGAGAGUGCACUCAAGCUGAAGGUAUCCUCUGAUGCUGCCUUGCCUCAUCCAAAUAAUGUUCUAUUUGGAGGUCGGGGAACUGAGCGAUACCCGCUUUAAGAUUGACCGGACCUCGGCACAGUCCCGAUCCUAGGAAGAGUUCCAAAAUAUUUCAGGGUAUCGCCCGGUGAGGCAAAAAAUGGGUCCAGGCCCAGAGGUCCUCAAGUCCAGCUGGGAAGCACAGUAAGCAUCCAGGGCCCCCAUAUCCUUACCCACAGUGACAAUAACCCCUUUCUAGUGCCUUUUGACCAGGCACAUGGUAUGUGGACAGGAGGCUGGCAUUCAAGCCUCUCCAUAAGUCCCUUGCAUGGGAGCUUCCAUCACAAUGGCUAAAUUGUUGUUUUCUAGAAAUGUGUAUUGUUUUUAUAAGAAUGUCAGUUGUGUCACCUAUACCCAGAAUGCCAUUCACACAUAAGGUUGUUACUGCAUUGCUUUUAUCAGUAAUUAUACUAGUAUAUAGUAACCCUGAUUGCAAGAUGAACCAAAAGUCAAAAACGACCCAGAUAUCUGUAAGAGACAAUCAAGAUGGUGGAAGGGUAGAGUAGUAUUGUUUUGCACAUUCCUCCUGAGGUUAAUAUAAAGCUUAAAAUCCAAAAGUUUGAGUCCAUAUGUAAUGAAGACCUGUGUGUGCAAACAUAGAAUAAUUGAAUCCAUUGGCUGAAUAAACUUCAUCCAUUAUUUCUUCUUCUUUGGAUUCACUAUUGUGCUAACCUUAAUGAGGAAGAAGCCCUUGUAAACUAAUUACAGAAAGAAGAGCCUUCACCUCAUUAUUAAUUGAUAACUGUAACCCAAUUCAUAAAAUAUGCUAUCGUGAUAUAUUAAUACUAAAAUUGUUAUUAUUAUAAUCACAUAGUAACAGUGAAAAUGCCUCAGCACAACUGGAAUGUAGAAGAUAUUAUCAACAGUGACAUUCUAAUUGAUACUGAUUCAGGGUGAUGUAAUUUAGUAAUAACUGUAGCAGUACAGAUCUCUUCUUCUAGCUUGUUAUGGGCUUGCCCAUGGUACUCCAAUGUUACCUGGUCCAUUAUAAUACACAUUUUUCUUCACCUACAGGUAUGUUGCCAGAUCCCAAGAAUGUGCACAUUGUGGUGAGCUGGAUGAUCGCUCAGUCUGUCACUGCCGUAGCCGGUCUAGUCUCCUAUCCAUUUGACACUGUAAGACGUCGUAUGAUGAUGCAGUCUGGCAGGAGAGGAGGUAUGUUAUGCUGUGACUAUGGUCCUUUUGUAGUUAAUCAAUUAAGCUUAGUGAUGGACGGUGUGGAUUUCUGUAAGCCCAGUAAUUAACGCAUUAAGUAUUUACCGGGUUUGGUAUUGACUAAGUUUUACAUUAGACUACACUCUGGAAUAACAUUUACAGGUUUGUUAGUCACGGUCAGACCCCUCAAAAUAUGGUUUGUCCCAAGUUCAAUUUCUGAGCCAAAUAGUCCCAGAUUAUAGUCAUUUUGUAAAUUGGGCCUCUAAUAUAGGGUGUAGUGACAUAACUAUGAUAGUUGCAGGAUGCUGGUGUGGCUCCAGUGGAUGCAGCAGUACAUUUCCUGGUUGUCUUGCAGAAGCUGCAGUUGGCCUUUGUUAGAUUACUGACCAAUACAUCAGUGUAGAUAUAGGCAUAGCCAUCACCGCAAUGGAGCCAGAGGUUUGCACUUAUGGUGUGCGUCUGCACUGCAGGAGCACUCUCUAUAUGUGUUGUCAAGGGGAACCUGUUACAUAUUUGAGUAAAAAGUGAGUGGUGCAUAUAACUUCUAUUAUAAUCUCAACCGAUAUAAUACACUUCAAGUCACUUCAGAAAAAUGGAUAUCUCCUUAGAUGCACAUAUUUACGCAAUACAGAUUAUUUCUUAAAAUGAAUCUGUCAUGACAGAUUCAUUUCAAUAGAGAACAGCUCAUAAAGUAUGGAAUAUAUCAAAUAAAUCUACAUUUCCUUUAAAAGCUGUUAUGUUAACACAGGGCAUGACAAACUUUCUUGGUAUCUAAAGCCAGCUGAAAAGUUAGUAGUAGUUUUUUUAAAACUAAUAAAGCUUUAUUUUCAACAACAAAAAUACAAUUGGUAACGGAAAACUAUAAUCACCAAAACCACUGCAGCUUAAUGUAGUUGUUUUUGUAUUUAUCGCCUGUCCCUGCAGGCAUUUUAAUGUAAACACUGCCUUUUCUAUGCUGCCUAGUAACACCUUUAGUGACAAUCACUGAGAUGGCCACUAGAGGUGCUUCUUAGUUCAAUGCUACACACUGUGCAGAACCUAUGUUCAGUGUCUCCAUGGAGGAGCUGCUGAUUGGUGCUGUGAUGCAUUUUGCUGAGCAUAUGCAAUAGCCAUCCACUUAAACAGGCACACACUGAGACACACACAGCCUCUCAUUUCCAUGGGGUGCAGGGUGGCUGCUACAAUCUUCAAGCUUUUCUUGCUCUGCUCCCUUGUGUACUGUUUAGGGGCCAGAGUGACGUCAUAUCCUGUCUCCCGGCAACACAACUGGAAGACUAUAGCUCCCUCGCCGCCUCCAUUCUCCCUCAGCUGGCCAUAUGGGAUGGCAAACACCCGAACACCAGGACAAAAUUCCUAGUCGCCAUGGCGACCUGGAAUUUGUUGAGCCCUGUGUUAAAAGUACACAAAUAAUAAUAAUAACUUCUGUAGAUAUAACCCCAAGGAAAAUAUGCAUUUGUUUUUCAAAAUUUCUUUAAGGGUUUUAUGAAAUUGUGGUUGGAUAUCUAGUAUUAGCAGCUAUUUCAAGCCCACCCUUUUUGUUCCUCAGGUUUCCGUGCUUCCAAUAAUAUGCUUCUCAAUACAAUGUAUUAAAGCUCAUUGAGAAGUCUUAGCAAGGCAGGUGCUCUUGGCAAUUACUGCCUUUUGAGGUUAGCUCCAGUGAGCUAACGAAACCAGGAAUUAACAAUACCAGCUGUGUGGUUGAUAGUGGGGAAUGUGCAACAAGGUUUAUUUAUAAAAGUAUAGAUUUCUAUUGAAAUUAAAUAAAAAAAAGAAAGAGGUCACACUCUCGACACAUAAAACACUUCAGGAUGAUUUAUGUUUUUGGAGCGUUCAUUUAAUAAUCGCCUCCUUUCCAGCAUGGAAGUGUCUCCCUGUUCGAGAGAUUCUCCAUUGCCAGAGCCGAGAGAUAUCCGUUACUCUGAUCCUAUACUCCUCUAGCAAGUGCAAGAUGUGCACAUUCACUGUAAUUGCAGUGAUGCACAGCAGGAGAACAAGCUGUACGGAGGUUCUCCUGCUCUCCUCACUCACUCAGUUUUUGGUACCGAUUGUUAUGUGUACAUGUGAAGAAGGAACCUUAUUUCUUUAAAUAGUUUUUAACAAUGUAGUGGUGAAUUUUUAUUCUCUCUCAUCUAAGGUAAAGUGUCUUGCACAAGCCUUAAUAACAUAACAGUGUUUAUAAGCUGUGUAAUUAUCUAACCAUCUUUCUCCAUAUUCCAACAGCUGAUAUUAUGUACAAGGGAACAAUCGACUGCUGGAAGAAGAUUUCCAAAGAUGAGGGACCUAAAGCCUUCUUCAAGGGUGCCUGGUCCAAUGUUUUGAGAGGCAUGGGUGGUGCAUUUGUCCUUGUGUUGUAUGAUGAAAUCAAGAAAUAUGCAUAAAUUGAAUAAACUCGAUUAAAGCUUUAGUACACUUUUUAAUGACUCAGUGCAGCAUCUGUUUUCAGAGGCAAAUAUGUAUUUCCUAGGGAAAUUAACAUGGCACAAAGAGGACACAUUCAACAGAAGUGACAAUGCAGAAACCAUAUACCAUAUACAUUUUGUAUACAGGUAACUGAAUCCACUUAACACCUAGGUACCCUCUAUACAAAUCUAUUUAUAUAUUAGUCCUGUAUUCUUUUUAAUAACAAUGAAAUAGGUCUUGCAAAGGUUAAUGUAGGUCUUAGUUGAAGAAUAGGCCUUCCAUAAUUACAGAAGAUUACAGAAAAAAUACAUUAUAAUUUUAGCUGUCAUCGGCAAUUAUGUACAAUUGUGGUCUGAGUUCUUCACAUAUAUAUAUAUAUAUAUAUAUAUUAAAAAAAAUAAAGUCAAGUAAAAGUUUUUUGUGACAUUAAACAAAGAUGCACUGUAUUUUGUUAUUUAAAAAGAAAAAAAAAAGUUAUAAUAUUGCUAUUACGUGUUAUUUAGAAUGUCAGCAUUCCCAUACCUAUAAUAGAAUGAUACUACGAGGAGUUUAUAACAAGAGCAGCUCAGUGGUGGUGUUCUGAAAGUGGAACAAUAACCACGGAAACCAUUGGAAUGAUGGUUACACCAUUUAUGGCACUUUUCCCUAUAAUAUUCCUUUAUAAAGACCAGUGACUACCAACUUGUUAUACAAGUUAUAUAGCCAUAUGAAGCCAAUUAUCUACAAUAAAAAUUUACACGUGAAUGCAAUGUAAACUUGGGGGUAGUGUCAACAGAGAAUUUUAAGAAACACUUCAUAACCACACAUAUCAGAGUCCCACCGGUUGCCUGUACCACAUUUGAUCUGAUCAGAGCUGCAGAAGCAUGUUAAUUCCUUGUGAAUGCCAAUUGAGUGCUCUCAGUCAAUAAAUGAGUUGAAUGAGAUACUGCAUUGCACAAACAUGCUGUCUGGCUUUUACAGCUUUGAGAAAACCAGAUGUAGAGGGGCGCCUGGCGUGAUCCAGGUAAGUGUGAAUCUGUACUUGUGUUAAGUGGUAUUUGUGCUUGGAAUAUAUACAUGCAAAGGGUCUGUGCAAUUGUUAUAUCAAGUACAGACUGAUGUUAAUGUCAACUGUCCUACUUUAGGACUUUACUUUUUGAGUGUAUUCACUAAACCAAGAAUUGUGGAGAAUAUAGGGGAGAAUUGCUGAAAU